UCUCUCACUUUUCCUCUGGUCUUCCUGACACAGUCAAUAUUUCAGUGACAGGGUUGAUCAGUUCAUCACCACCGGAACAAGAACGUAUCACCUCUAUCGUUCCUUCUUCUCCUUUGGGCGUGGAGAAACAGCUGCAUUCUUCUCUACCGAAACAGUCCACAUGCCGCUGAAAAGCCUUGUCGGAGCCUUCAAGCACCGCCGCGAGUCACCGUUGCUUUUUCAUCGACACCACGAAGUGAAUCCCGCAACAGAGGCACAGAAAAUUGAUAGGAUCAUUGAAAAGUUUGCUGAACGUUACUACAAAUGUAAUCCAAAGGCCUUUUCUAGUGCUGACACUGCUUAUGUCCUUGCCUAUUCCGUUAUAAUGCUUAAUACUGAUGCUCACAAUCCCAUGGUGAAGAAUAAGAUGUCUCCUGAUGAUUUCAUAAGAAAUAAUCGUGGCAUUGAUGAUGGAAAAGAUCUGCCUGAGGAAUACUCGAAGUCCUUAUUUGAUAAAAUAUCUAGAAAUGAAAUAAAAAUGAAUGAAAAUGAUGAGGCUCCUCAACAAAAAACAGGUUGUGAGCCCUAAUCGACUCUUAGGGUUGGAUAGUAUAUUGAAUAUUGUGAUCCGUAAACGUGGUGAAGAGA
Molecule: messenger RNA, 627 nt
Organism: Vigna radiata var. radiata (mung bean)
Lineage: Eukaryota; Viridiplantae; Streptophyta; Magnoliopsida; Fabales; Fabaceae
Product: brefeldin A-inhibited guanine nucleotide-exchange protein 3-like
Exons: 2
Coding region: 161-568 (135 amino acids)
Biological process (GO): regulation of ARF protein signal transduction
Cellular component (GO): trans-Golgi network
Molecular function (GO): guanyl-nucleotide exchange factor activity
Source: RefSeq, a predicted model, not a curated record